This is a messenger RNA of Pistacia vera, 715 nucleotides long. RefSeq names its product protein SPIRAL1-like 1. Gene Ontology annotation, biological process: cortical microtubule organization. The transcript has 3 exons. The coding region runs from base 191 to 520 and encodes 109 amino acids. NCBI's taxonomy places the organism in Eukaryota, Viridiplantae, Streptophyta, Magnoliopsida, Sapindales, Anacardiaceae. The record is from RefSeq and is a predicted model, not a curated record. Gene Ontology annotation, cellular component: cortical microtubule, transverse to long axis.
AUCCUUUAAAAUAAAAAAUCUUUACACUGUACGCUGUCACCAUCUUGUGCUUUCUCCAUCUAUAAAAUGCACCGAGCAGACAUCGCUUUCGCUCACUGGCUCUGUGGCACUCUUUCUCUUCAGAUCUGAUCCAAUCAGCCAGCAAGCAGCAACCACGGGUUGGGAGUAUUUGCCUUUGAAUUAAGAGAGCAUGGGUCGUGGAGUUAGCGCUGGUGGGGGGCAGAGUUCAUUGGGAUAUCUGUUUGGUACGGGAGAGGCUCCAAAACCUGCUGCAAAUGAAGGGCAGUCUGUAGAUAAUGGGCCUUCCAAGCCUGCUGCUGCUCCUCAACCUGUAGAUAUUACCAAACAGGUUCCAGCUGGUAUCAAUAGUUACUCAACAAACAACUAUAUGCGGGCUGAUGGUCAGAACACUGGCAACUUCAUCACGGACCGACCAUCAACCAAGGUCCAUGCUGCCCCUGGUGGUGGGUCUUCUCUGGGUUACCUCUUCGGUGGUGGGCCUGCAGGUGGCAGUAAAUGAUACAUGUCUUGACGUCUCCAUAAGAAGUAUUGUUUGUUGAUUCUUGUUGAACUUAGUUUGAAUGAGGCAUGCUCUCAUAUUUACGUAAAACAGUUUGAAGUAUUGGAUAUUGUGAUGUAAUAUAUAGGUGUUGUGGUUGUUUGCAUAUUCAAUCGAAGUGUACUCUCAAUUUUCUGAUGUGUCAUUUACCCUGUA